Durusdinium trenchii is the source of this 1997-nucleotide messenger RNA. The record is from the annotation of a GenBank genome assembly. Lineage: Eukaryota; Dinophyceae; Suessiales; Symbiodiniaceae.
GCUUGUUGGACCUGGCCCGAUGGAAGGACUUGCAGGAGGACACACUCUUCCCCGGCACGAAGAAGCAGAAUCGGCGCUCCUCAGAGGAGAGAGAAGAUUGGAUGGAGGAGAUGAUCAUCUCCAAAUCUUUCGCCUCUAUCCACUCUCCUCGUUUGGAAGAGGCGCAGCGCGACCCUGCAACCUCCAGAACGAGACCAGAACCCUUCAGGAGAUCCCCCGUGUCCGGCAGCAAGUCCGGCACGCGGCCCCGCUUCUACGCCGAGCUGGUGCCUUUCUCCGACUCCGAGGACCACGGGGCACCGGACGAGUCCGCGCUUUCGGCGCACGCCUGGAGCGACCCGUGGGAUUGGUUCUUUCUGGAGGAGACGCCGCCAGCUCCGGCGCUCUCGCGGGGCCGCGAGGCGCCUCGGAUCCGCCGCCUGGAGGGAGCCCUUGGUUCGCCGUGGCUGGCGCAGUCCUCCCCGUCCUCAUCCAGGUCCAUGUCCCCGAGCCCGGAGUCGACCAGCGUCCCGGAGGACGCGGGCCUGUUCCGCAACAACUAUUGGCCCAAGACGCAUAGGAGCUGUCUGGGCCUCCUCUACGUGGAGCGUCGUGGGAGCGUCUUCUACCGCUUGGACUCCAUUCUGGGCGGCUUGUUGGUGGCCACGCUGGGAGGAUUGGUGCAAUACAGUCGGGAUCAUGGCUGGGAGUAUGCGCCGGACAUCCACCACCACUACGGCUUCCAAGCCUUGGCGGCGGGCGUCACCUUUGCCGUGGUCUUCCGCACCCAGCUGGCCUGGAAUAGGUACUGGGAGGCGGUGACGCAGCUGCACUUCAUGUACAGCAAAUAUGCGGACGCCUUUCAGCAGUUCUAUGCCUUCGCCGAGGCGCGCUCCGCUGCCCCGUUCUGGGUGGGCUUCUGGGUGGCUCGGGUGAAUGCUUGGUGUGGGCAGUGCGGUUGUGGUGUCUUCCGAGAUGCCGCAUUCUUGCUGCGAUCCCACGUCGUUGUGACGAAGAAGAUCGCCCGGAAGGCUGGGGAUGAAGACAAGGUGGAGCUGGUCGAGGAGAGAAGGCUGAAAGCUGUCGAGAAGCUGGACCAUGAGAAGCAGCGCCGGCUCCGGGGGAACUUUGCGUUAUUGAGCCCUUCGGACCGACGUGCCUUCUCGGCGGAUCGCCUGAGCAACGGCGACAACCAGAGGAUGGAGGAGGUACAUUCGCAUCGGAUCCGCUCGAGGGCGGCCAUGCGGGUGGACAAGGAGUGGAAGGGCCGCUGGGCGUGGACCAGGGGCUUUUCGCUUCCAGACAUGGUCGAGCGGAGUGAGUAUCAGCGCUCCCAGACCCAUGACAAGGUCUAUGUCGUUUUCGAUCGACCCACACGGGAGCAGCUGGAAGUCCUCUCGCGGACCUUUGCCGCUUGGCGGUUUGCCCCGCCCAACCGGUCGGGCCUUCGCGCGGGCGCGGUGAAGAAUUGUGAACCCCAAGUCCGCGCGGGGAAGAGCGUGCAGACGCGAGGACAACAACAGCAGGACACCGUCUCCACGGUGAUGUACUGGAUCAUUUGGGACCUCGUGGACAUCACGAAGGAGUUGGACGUGGCUCCCCCCAUCCAAUCCAGGAUGUACCAGGAGUUGUCCAAUGGCAUGCUGGGCUUCUACAACUGCCUGAAGAUUGCAGAUGUACCGUUUCCACUGCCAUACGCGCAGCUUCUGGGGCUGUUGCUCAUUGCUUUCUCCUGCCUCAUCCCCUUCUACGUGAUUAUCUUCACAGCCAACCCGGUCAUCGGUCCGAUCCUGUGCUUCUUCCUCUUCGAGAGCCUCUGGUGUCUCAACGAGGUGGCGAAGGAGUUGGAAAACCCUUUUGGUCAGGACCUGAAUGACAUCUCCGUGGCGGAUUUCCACGUGCGCUUCGUGGACGUCCUGGAGGAUGUGGGGCUUCCGGAGCAUAACUCCGUCCUCACCGGUCCCCACGCGCCAGGCAGGGGUCCGAGGGUUCGGAGGGUUCGGAGGGGCACGCUUUGA